AUGUACUUUUCAGAAGAAGAUGCAAGGGGUAUAAAGCAACCUUAUGAUGACCCACUGGUCAUUAUGAUCAUAAUUGAGGGGUUCAAUACGAGGAGAGUUCUGGUAGACAAUGGGAGCUUGGUUGACAUUAUUUACCUUUCUGCCUUCCAGCAGCUAAAGCUAGACCCAAAAAGGCUUCGUCCUUUCAAGUCUCCCCUCGUCAGUUUUAAUGGAGACAAGGUAUACCCCAGGGGGAUAGUGACGUUGACAGUCACUACCGGUUCAUACCCCCUCCAGGUAACCAACCAGCACAAUUUCUUGAUGGUAGACUCACCCUCGUCCUACAAUGUGAUCAUAGGACGACCUACACUCAACCGCCGGAAGGCUACUACUUCCACGUACUGUUUGAAGUUGAAAUUUCCAACAGAACAGGGGGUCGGUGAGAUAAAAGGAGACCAAGUAUUGGCAAGAGAGUGUUAUCAGGCCGUCUUAGCCUCAAAAGAAAGCCAUACGUGGACAAUCGAAGAAAAAACACCAGAGAUCAUUGAGAAGCUAGAAACGAUAGAGUUGGUUGAAGGAAGUCCAUCAAAAACAACCCAAAUAGGGACGAAUCUAAGUCCCAGGAUGAAGGAAGGGAUCAUCAACUUCCUGAAAGAUAACCUCGAUGUAUUUGCUUGGAGCCACAAGGAUAUGCCAGGGAUCCCAGCAAGCCUCAUCCAGCAUCACCGGAAUGUUGACCCAGAGAAGAAGCUCGUCCAACAGAGAAGAAGAGUCUUUGCCCCCAAACGAAACAAAGCAGUAAUGGACGAAGUAAAUAAAUUGCUUGUUGCCAAUUUCAUUCGGGAAGUUCACUACCCUGAGUGGUUGGCCAACGUGGUCAUGGUCAAGAAAGCAAACGGGAAGUGGAGAAUGUGUGUCGAUUUCAUAGAUCUUAAUCAGGCCUGCCCGAAGGACAGUUUUCCCUUGCCUGGAAUUGAUCAGCUGGUAGACUCCACCGCCAGACAUAAACUUCUCACGUUCAUGGAUGCAUUUUCCAGAUAUAACCAUAUACAAAUCAAGAAAAAACUGCCUUUAUCACUAGUCAAGGGCUCUAUUGCUACUGGAUCAUGCCUUUUGGACUCAAGAACGCAAGGGCCACCUAUCAAAGGUUGGUGA
Molecule: messenger RNA, 1134 nt
Organism: Quercus lobata
Lineage: Eukaryota; Viridiplantae; Streptophyta; Magnoliopsida; Fagales; Fagaceae
Exons: 1
Coding region: 1-1134 (377 amino acids)
Source: RefSeq, a predicted model, not a curated record